This is a messenger RNA of Thalassophryne amazonica, 1131 nucleotides long. It is a transcript of the gene dydc2, whose product is annotated as DPY30 domain containing 2. The record is from RefSeq and is a predicted model, not a curated record. Gene Ontology annotation, cellular component: Set1C/COMPASS complex. Bases 213 to 923 code for a protein of 236 amino acids. NCBI's taxonomy places the organism in Eukaryota, Metazoa, Chordata, Actinopteri, Batrachoidiformes, Batrachoididae. The transcript has 7 exons.
UCUGCAACCAAAUCAGGGUACAAGAUCUGCAACCAAAUCAGGGUACAAGCUCUGCAACCAAAUCAGGUUUCACUUUGGCGAAACAGCGCCCCCUGUUGUAUAUCAACUCGGUUGACAGGACUGUUGGGUCUUGGUGGUUCACGUGACAGUUACUAUGGAGACAUUCUACAUCCAGACCGUGAUCCAGAGUCAGCGAGUAAAAAGAAAAUACCAUGGACUCGGAAUAUUUAAAGCGACAUUUGGGACAAUGUCUCGCCGAGGGACUAGCGGAAGUAGCCGAGCGGCGACCUGCGGACCCCAUCCUAUAUUUAGCCCACUGGCUUUACAAAUACAAAACAAACAAAGAAUACGAGGCAGAGAAAAAAGCCAGUUUGGCUCUCCUGGAGCAGGAGCAGGUAAAAGCCAGAGAAGAGGCGCUGCUGGAGGAGAAGCUAAGGGAGAAGGAGCAACGACUUCAGGAUGCCUUGGAGGACUCAGAAAAAAUGAAGGGUCCAGAUAAAGACACGGAUCACGAGUCUGUUGACAAUCAACUUGAGGAGGCAUCCUUGUCUGAGGUCAAAAAGGAGUGGAAAGAAACACCUGUGGAAAAUCCUGAGGUAGAACCAAGUGGUGAUCAUGUAGAAGUCACAACAGAGGAGGAGCCAAGCAGGAAUCUAGCAGAUGAACAAAACCAGCAGGAGGAGCCAAAUACCAAACAAGAAGACAAAACAACAGAUGAGGGAAGCAUCAAACAAGAAGAAGACCAAACUGAAAAGGAGGAGCUGAGCACCAAUCAAAUAGAGGUGAAAGAAGCUGACCAAGAUGAAGAGAAGAAGAUCCCUGAAGUUGAUGCUGGCAAGUUGAAGUCAGAUCCACAAAGUGAAAGUGUCGAACCAAACCAGGCUUUUCCUGCUGAAGAAGAAGAAGAAACAGAUCGCACGUGAUCAAAUCAGGAAUCGGCCAUUUACAUACUGAGCAAAACUCCCAAAACACAACUGCGGUGUGAUCUUUAUAUACUUGCAUAGUUAUUCUGAAGAGAAACAUUAGUGUUACAUAGUUUUCAUAUUCACACUCAGAUGGUCUCACCAACAGUGACAUCCUGUGCUUUGUGCGACACAUCAGAGCAUGUAUUAAAAAACAGCAAUGUAUAAG